Seriola dumerili (greater amberjack) is the source of this 1674-nucleotide messenger RNA. RefSeq names its product GTPase IMAP family member 7-like. NCBI's taxonomy places the organism in Eukaryota, Metazoa, Chordata, Actinopteri, Carangiformes, Carangidae. Bases 1 to 1161 code for a protein of 386 amino acids. The record is from RefSeq and is a predicted model, not a curated record. Gene Ontology annotation, molecular function: GTP binding. The transcript has 3 exons.
AUGGAAGGAACUCCUCCACACGUUCUGUGUUCCACUGAAGUUGAUCCAGACGCUGAAGUUGAGGAGCAAGACGACAACAAGUCAGACUUGAGGAUCGUCCUACUGGGAAAAACUGGAGCUGGGAAAAGCAGCUUAUGCAACACCAUAUUUGGAGAAGAUAUGUUCAAGAUAAACCACACUGCAAACUCUGAAACAAACAAAUGUGAGAAAAAAAUAAAAUCUGUCAAUGAGAGAAGAAUCACUUUGAUCGACACCCCUGGUUUCUUUGACACAAACAGAUCUGAGGAGGAGCUGAAGUCUGAGAUAGCGAGGUGUAUCACAGAGUGCGCUCCUGGGCCUCAUGCUUUUCUCAUUCUGCUUAAAGUGGAGAAAUAUACAGAGCAAGAGCAGGCUGCCAUUGACAAAAUACACAAAUCAUUCUCUGAGGAAGCUUUCAAACAUGCUGUAGUUGUCUUCACUCAUGGUGACCAGCUCCCUGGAGGAAUUAAGAUUGACGAGUUUGUCAGUCAGAAUAAGAAUCUGAGUGAUCUGGUGAAGAAGUGCGGCGGUCGUUGCCACGUCAUUGAUAAUAAAUACUGGAAGAACAACCAAGAGGAAGAAUACAGGAAUAAUAAAGUCCAGGUGACACAGCUGCUCAACACAAUACAAGUAAUGGUGGACAAAGGAGGCUGCUACACCAAUGAGAUGCUACAAGCAGUGGAGAAAAAAAUACAACAAGAGGAGGAGCACAUCAGACAGUCAUCACCAGACAUGCCAGAGACAGAAAUCAGAGAGAAGGCAAAGAUCAAUGUCUCAAAUCUUCUCAAGAAAAUAGUUGGUGUUACCACAGGAGUGCUGUUGGGAGCUUUGCUUGGUGUGCCAGUGAUGGUUUUAUCAGUUAUCGCAGCCUUGAUUGAAAUAGGACCAGUAGCAGUGGAGGCAGCAGUGGCAGCAGGAGGAGGAACUUCAGCAGCUGGAGUUGGAUUAGGUGUAGCUGCAGGAGCUGCUGCAGCAGCAGGAGCAGUAGCAGGAGGUUGUAUUGGAUAUGAUGAAGCUGAUCAAGCAAACUCAGUUGGAGAGGCAGCAGUGAACACAGCUACUGCUGUCUUAGACAAAGCUAAAAAAAUGCUGAAAAGGCAAAAGCAAAGUGAGGAGAAAUCAUCUGUUCUUAAACACAGUUGAAACAAAUGGGCUUCUUCUGGUCUUUUAUUAUGACUACACUUUGAAAACACAAUUCCUAUCUAAAAGACCAUUGGACCCUCAUACUUGAGAAAGUCUUUUACAGUUUUAGAAACCCUUGUUGAUGUUUUAGAAAUCUCUCAUAGAUAUUUGGCUUUGAUGAGAACUAUUUAAACUGCACAGCAAAAAGACGACAGCAGAGGCAGCAACUGUCCAGGAAAUGUAGAAUUCUAACACCUACUAAAUAGACUUUAGCAACAUAUGCAUCCAGGAUCAAAAACAAAGUGAGGAGGAGAAACAAAUGCAGAAAUACAGUAGGUUGCUGCGUCACUUCCUGCUCAAUGUGACAACAUCCUACUGCAGUGCAGUUAUUCUAGACUUCCAUUAGCAAUCUCUCAAGCGUUACUGAUAUAUCUGAAUAUCUGGCACUGACUGGUGUUCUUUGGACUAUCAGCUUUCCUAUUUCUGAAAUGUUUUUUUAAUGAUUUUUUUUAGUGUGCUUUCCCUCUUUAUGUC